AUGACCGAGCCUUGGGGAGUCCAGGUGAGCUACUGUACUGGAGUAGCUAGAAGGGUGCUCCUGCGAACAACUGUGGCUCAUCUGUUGCGUACAUUUUUCAACAGUCCUGAUGAACAUAUUGACGAGUUUGAAAGACAACUGCGGGAGAGCUCGCGCAGCGUGCAAGCCAUUCACAGCUGGAUCAAAGGCCUUCCACAAAAGUCCGGCCAGCAGAUCUUGGGCAUUAUCCGUACUAUUCUGAAUACUCUCAAGCCCACGGGGCUGGAUCCAACAGGAAAAUAUCUCUGUGUUGCUUGGCCCUUCGACGGAGAUACCACACGUUGUUUGAAGGUGCCUCUUGGGGGUCGGAACUCCUGGGUUAAAAUCCUUGAGGAUUCACAUGAUACUGCCACUUUUGCAUAUAUCACUAUGGAAUGUCUCGAGGCAAAGCAUGUCCAAUGCAAGGCGGCUCGAGAAGCCCGCCAUGAAGACAUAUGCUUGCUCGAAACAACUGUUACUAGAGCAGUACGUGACAGGCCAGAUCCCUGGUCAUUGAAACACGAAGAAGUAUACUUCUUUGCCAAGUUGGACAGUUCAUUUUGGGUCAAGGUACAAAGAGAACACAAAGAUGGGCCAGCAAGUCUCGUUGAGAUGAUGCCUUUGGAUAAUUUAUCUCAUGAUCUCCGGCAGUGGUUCAGGAGCCAGGAAAAACAGCAACAAGGCCGUUUGCGAGAAUGCCCUAAGGCUCGAGAUGAGAGCGAAACGGUGUAUGUUUCUUCGGCCCGAAGAAAUCAUUAG
Aspergillus oryzae RIB40 is the source of this 777-nucleotide messenger RNA. RefSeq lists its product as uncharacterized. Bases 1 to 777 code for a protein of 258 amino acids. The record is from RefSeq and is a predicted model, not a curated record. The transcript has a single exon. NCBI's taxonomy places the organism in Eukaryota, Fungi, Ascomycota, Eurotiomycetes, Eurotiales, Aspergillaceae.